Messenger RNA from Penicillium bovifimosum, 504 nucleotides. RefSeq lists its product as uncharacterized. The coding region runs from base 1 to 504 and encodes 167 amino acids. Lineage: Eukaryota; Fungi; Ascomycota; Eurotiomycetes; Eurotiales; Aspergillaceae. Gene Ontology annotation, molecular function: cysteine-type endopeptidase activity. The transcript has a single exon. The record is from RefSeq and is a predicted model, not a curated record. Gene Ontology annotation, biological process: proteolysis.
AUGUCCCGAGGAACAGAUAAGAUGCCAAAGUGGAGACUCCGCGAACGUGUAGAGUACACUAUCAGUGAAUGCCAGGCUACCAACCAGCACUACGUGAUAGUGUUCUACUAUGCGGGACACGGGGCCAUAAUUGACGACGUGCUGAAUUCCGUGUCUGGGAAGCCCGGCACAGCAUCUGUGCCAUGGCCCGCAAUCAAGCAGGAGCUUUUCCAUGACCCCGACCUGAAGAAGAUGGAUGUCGUCGCGGUCCUGGACUGUUGCUAUUCGGGUGCUGCCACGCGGGGCAGCAGCAGUAGUCAACGAACAGCCCAGAUCAUUGCGGCGUGCGCAGCCCAUGAGUGGGCUAAUCCUCGUCGACACAAGAUCCCUUUUAUCCAGCGAAUAUUCCGAGCGGUUCAGAAGUUCAAGGGUCCUCUGGCAUGGGCAGCCUGCAGUGGCCAAGGGUUGGGCGCCGCCUGCCUACCAAAGGUUCGGAUUGACCCAAAUCUACUAUUGAAUAGUUGA